GACACGUAAGACGUUUACAUGUAGAUUAGGUUAGCAGACAUCUCAGACUUUCUACCCCUGGUAGGAGAGCCACUGGUACGAUAUGUGGGAUAAAUCCCUCACCACUAUUGAUGGCUGGUUUAAUUCAGCAUUUAAUUUUCUGCAUUUCUUGGUAGUCACUGUUCUAUUCCUCUCCAUUUCCUCUAUUUAUAUCUGGAAAGUGCAUCUUUUAAAAAUAUUCUCUUUCAUUCUGCAUGUAAAUGUUCCCCCUUUUCUUUAUGAAUUUGAGGAUUAUGCUACGCACUAACUGAAAUGAGAAUAUUAAAUAUUUAUAAAGUUUUCCAAGUGUAAUCUAAAAUUAUUCUUUAGCUACAUGACUUGGUGAUAUGAAGGAAGUUGAGGGAAAACCACGUCACGCGUUUCACAACGUUGUGCAGAAAAACCUUCUUCCAAAGCACAAGUCACUGUUUACUGGACACAGCUGUCUCCCUCCUUGUCACACCCAAAUUCAUUACCAUCCUCAGUAGAUGGUGAGUGAAAUAUAGCAGCCAUACAUGAUCUGAUUACUAUUUCACGUCCUGGUACAAAGGCCAGGGAGUGGACUCAACCCGCCUGGCCACUAACAGUACAGCGUUAGCUAAUAAAGCGUUUGCAGCCGCAGUUCGCUGAAAGUCUGUCAUAAUCCACUUUUGAAAUAUGUGAAAACCAAGCGUGAAUUUCAAGGCUGUCUGAGACAUUCCUAAUUGCCGCAUAAAAACUCAGUGGUGAUCUGAGGGAGCGUCAGUCGCGACGUGGGCCACACGAAGAGAAGCUGAGAGAGCAUUUGUUCUUCUGUUAACUGAAACAAUAUUUACGCAACAUGAGAGCCUCAUCUUACACCCAGAAGAGCCUGCAAGUCAGCGGCUCUGGCAGCAGAGUGAGGGUUCAGAGCCCGUCGCCAUCCCGGUGCCGCGGAUCCUCAUACGACAGUCGUGGACGCACAGGAUACCGCGGCACCGCCAUUGAGUUGGGUACAGAGAUACACCAGCACCAUGCCAAUGAAAAAGAGGAGAUGCAGGAACUCAAUGUCAAGUUUGCAGGAUACAUUGAGAAGGUCCAGGCACUAGAGCAGAGAAAUGCUUCUCUCCAAGCUGAGCUGGCUUCCCUGCAGAGCCGCUACAAGGGAGGUCCCACGGGCAUCGGAGAAGAAUAUGAGCUCAAGUUUAAAGAGGUGCGGGAGCUGAUUGAGGCCCUGACUAAUGAGAAGGGAGCUGCUGAUAUUGAAAGGGGCUACAUCGAAGAAGAGGUUGAAGUGUGGAGACUUAAGCUGGAGGAGGAGCUGGCACUCAAAGAAGAGGCAGAAAUCAUUCUGAGGGAGUUUCGCCAGGACGUUGACAACGCAACACUGCAGAAGGCUGAGCUUGAGAAGCGCAUCGAACAACUGGUGGCCGAGAUAGAGUUUCUCAAGAAGCUGCAUGAUGAAGAGGUGGCCGACCUCAUGAAGCAGAUCAAGGACUCAAAGAUUACUGCCGAACUUGAUGGAGAUCGCCCUGACCUGGCCGCCUACCUGCGCAACAUGCGCGCAGAGAUAGAGGCCGUUGCUGCCCGCAAUGUCCAGGAAGCUGAGAAAUGGUACAAAACCAAGUUUGACACCCUCAAGGAACAUGCCGGCAAACACGAAGAACAGAUGAAGACCAUGAAAGAUGAGAUCACAAGUUUCCACAACCAGGUGACAGACCUGCAGAACCAGAUUGAUGGGCUGAGGGCUCGCAACGCUGCCCUGGAGCAGCAGUUGGAGGACAUGGAGAUGUCUCACGCCGAUAAGGUGGGAGGCCUAGAGGGUAUCAUCGCUCAGUUGGAGGCCCAGCUCUGCGAAACCAAACUAGAGAUGACCAAAUAUCUCCAAGACUAUCAGGAACUGCUGCACAUUAAACUCAAGCUGGAUGCGGAGAUCGCCACGUACAGGAAGCUGCUCGAGGGAGAGGAGAUGAGGCUUGGAAUUGCCAAAGAUGUCUAAAAGUCCAGCGUGAAAGGAGCAAGAGGUCCAACGCAGCAGCUGAGCACCAUGGAGUGAAGAGAUGAUCUCAGUCUAGUUAAAGAUUUUAGAUUCUUACCCAUCUUAGCCACUCUUUCCCUAUCUCCCUCUCCUGCUGAGGAUGGCUGGGUAUUAUUCAAAAGUUUUCUCUACCAUUGCUGAUAUGACACCUAUAUUUCAGUAUGAUUUCUUGAUUUUUUUCUUCUUCUUCUACAAUUCAAAACAUAAGUUCAAUUAUAUCAGAUGUUAAUAUCAUCUUAACACAUUUUAGAAUAGUCUAAACUUUGACCCAAUAAAUCAAUAAUAGCAAAUACUCAGCCGACCCCUUUGUGCUUGCUUUCCUGUCCUACUGCAAAUUUUUAAAUCACUUCAUUUUCAUUGCCUCUCCCUUUUUUUUUGCAUCGCUCUUUACUCCUACCCUUUUCUUUACUCUUGCUCUGAGAGUUACCUCCUUGCCCCCCAUCACACCACUCUUAUGACACUUCCCUUUGCUGAAGUUGUUCACUUUUCGCCAUCACCGCUUCUGUUGAUCAAAGUUCUGGAUCCCACCACCUUCACAACUAAAUACUUCUGUUUUGCCUUGAUGUGUCACAACGCCAGCCCAAACAAAGCAGAACAAAUAGUCUUAGUGGUCUUCUCUGCCCCCCUAGUUUUUUCCCCUAUGUUUUUUCAAAAGACAAAACAAUUGACGAUUUCCACUAAUGUUGACCAACUGGUUCCUAAUAAAGAUUGAAGUGAGUGCAUACAAAAUAA
Molecule: messenger RNA, 2746 nt
Organism: Scophthalmus maximus (turbot)
Lineage: Eukaryota; Metazoa; Chordata; Actinopteri; Pleuronectiformes; Scophthalmidae
Product: desmin-like
Exons: 1
Coding region: 839-1975 (378 amino acids)
Biological process (GO): intermediate filament organization
Cellular component (GO): axon; cytoplasm; intermediate filament
Molecular function (GO): structural constituent of cytoskeleton
Source: RefSeq, a predicted model, not a curated record